Ochotona princeps (American pika) is the source of this 774-nucleotide messenger RNA. RefSeq names its product kallikrein-4-like. NCBI's taxonomy places the organism in Eukaryota, Metazoa, Chordata, Mammalia, Lagomorpha, Ochotonidae. The record is from RefSeq and is a predicted model, not a curated record. The transcript is spliced from 5 exons. The coding region runs from base 1 to 774 and encodes 257 amino acids. Gene Ontology annotation, biological process: extracellular matrix disassembly; proteolysis; amelogenesis. Gene Ontology annotation, molecular function: serine-type endopeptidase activity.
AUGCACAGAGCAGCAGCGGUAGCCUUCCGAGCCUGGCUCUUGGGAUGCGUCCUCCACGUGACCACAGGAGCCGCGAUUCCAGGCCCAAGCGGCCACCAGGUGCUCAUCAUCGGGGGCAGGGACUGUAGGCCGCACUCGCAGCCCUGGCAGGCCGCACUGUUCGACGGGAAAGCCUUCCUGUGCGGGGGUGUCCUGGUGCACCCGCAGUGGGUGCUGUCGGCUGCACACUGCUACCUGGACUCCUACACCAUAGGGCUGGGCCUCCACCGCCUGUCCUUCCAUGAACCAGGCAGCCAGAUCAUCAAUGCCACAUUCUCCGUGCAGCACCCAGACUACAACAAUCCCACACACGCCAACGACCUCAUGCUCAUCAAGCUGAACGAGCCGGCCAUGGAGUCUGAUGCCAUUCGCACCAUCGGCAUCGCCUCCCAGUGCCCAGUCCCUGGAGCUGCGUGCUCCGUGUCCGGCUGGGGUCUGCUGUGGCAAGGGCAUUUCCCCCAGGUCCUGCAAUGCGUCACCAUCCCGCUGAUGUCAGAGAACUCGUGCCGUGCCUCCUUCCCUAAACUGUACCACCCCAGCAUGGUCUGCGGAGGCGGCCGGGGCAUCCGGGACUCCUGCCAGGGAGACUCUGGGGGUCCCCUGGUCUGCAAUGGGACCGUGCAGGGGCUCGUGUCCUGGGGCCCAACCCCCUGUGGCCAACCUCACACACCCGGAGUCUACACCAACCUCUGUCUCUUCACCGAGUGGAUCCAGAAAACCAUCCAGGAAAACUAA